Messenger RNA from Suillus plorans, 2389 nucleotides. RefSeq lists its product as uncharacterized. Gene Ontology annotation, cellular component: cytoplasm. The record is from RefSeq and is a predicted model, not a curated record. The coding region runs from base 166 to 2067 and encodes 633 amino acids. NCBI's taxonomy places the organism in Eukaryota, Fungi, Basidiomycota, Agaricomycetes, Boletales, Suillaceae. Gene Ontology annotation, biological process: regulation of GTPase activity; signal transduction. The transcript has 11 exons.
GGGGAAGUUAGCACUGCACCAACGCUCUCCGAACGACACAUGCCUGUUCUGGAAAAGUUACAUAAUCCACGAUAGUUAUUCCACACAUUAGAGGACUUUGCUCACGGGAUUCUGACAAUUGCUUGCCAUCUUCCCGAGCCUGUACAACCCGCGCUGAAUGUGGCCAUGGCCGACGAAGGCUACUCCUCAACUGCUUGGGAAUCGACUGAUAAUCCCGAUCCUAACACUAGCCAGACUCCCUACUAUGGCCUAUUCCAGCCCAAUAGCCCGUCUCUCAUUCACGAAUCUGCCACUGCUCCUGCCUUGUCGUCUUUACCAGUCAAACCAUCAUCACCUCCUCCCAGGUCAAGCUCGGAUUCGCUGGGUCGAUCAUCCAGCUCGAGAUGGCGAGAUAGCGUGCCGGUGACGAUUGAACGCAAGGAUACGUUAUCCGUGAUCCCGAGCGACGCUAUCAGUCUUGUGGAGACCAACUUUGAUGAGAAUGUAUUGAGAGUAUUGUGUGAGCUGGACUGUGGUGUACCUUUGCUACUGGAUCGCAUUAAACAAAGUAUGGUCUCGUGUCGCGAAGCUUCAGUUUUCUUCAAGAAAAGAGCGGUUUUGGAGGAUGAGUAUGGGAAGAGUUUGCAGAAGCUCGCACGAACUACGUCCGAAGUCUACUCUAUGAACGAUGGGAAGGCUGGGUCUUUUGUGGGUGCUUGGCAGUCAUCCAUGAAAAUCCAUGAAGUUAUGGCAGAAAACAGGAUUCGUUUUGCCCAGCGGCUAAAUGAGAUGAGCGAUGAGCUGGCCUCGCUCGCAAAGGAAGUGGACAAGAACAGAAAACAGACUAAGGAGCUGGCUAGUCGCUACGAACGCGCCCUUCAAGAAUCAGAGUUGAACAUGGAAAAGUCCAAAAAUCGAUUGGAAGUCUCAUCAGAGGAACUUGAGCGAGUCUUGCUUCAGAAGGAGGGAGAAUCCCUGAAGGACGGUGGUUUACAGGCCAAGAACCAAGGAGGAGUCGCAGGUAAACGAGCACUUGGAAAAGCAGUAGCCAAAGGUGGGCUUCUGCUUAAAGGGAAGAAUCCUGGAAACAUACAAAGACAAGAAGACGACAUCCGCACGCGCGUCUCGAAUGCAUCUGACUUAUACCGCAAGGCACUUACUGAUACCCAAGCAAUGAGACAAGAAUACUUCAAUUUCCAGCUCCCUCGGAUACUGCGUGCUCUCAAAGAAUGUGCCGACGAAAUAGACCUCGGGACGCAAUAUCAUUUGACGAGAUAUGCAUUUUUAUUCGAGAGCAUAGUUCUAAGCGACGGAUCAACUCUUGUUCCGGUAGCACCAGAAGAUGGCAUCGGCCUGAAAUCUACGAUCGAGUCUAUUGAUAAUCGAGCAGACUUCAAGAUCUACAUGCAGAACUAUGCAUAUGCACGUGGUGGAGCCGCUCCCCGUGGUCCGCGACGUGAAGGUCCAGCAGAAGAAGGUUUUCUGCCUCCGCUGCCGACCCACGGGGGUGGCGCAUAUUCUGUUCAUACAAAUGCUCCGGUUGGGAGUAGUCACAACUCCCAAAUACCUGAUAAGGGCCGGCCAACAUUCGGCGUAGAUCUUGCAGAGCAGAUGGCGAGAGACAAUGUUGAACUUCCAGCGAUCCUCGAAAAGUGCUGUACUGCUAUUGAAAAGCAUGGCCUUCAAUCCCAAGGCAUCUAUCGAAUCAGUGGCAUGGCGCGGAAAGUUGCUUCACUGAAAGAGCGCUUAGACAAAGAUAUAGACUCCGUCAACUUGGAUUCGGAAGAGUGGAUAUCUGACAUCAACAAUGUGACUAGUGUCCUCAAGAUGUGGUUUAGAGAGCUUCCUGAUCCGCUACUAACAUCAACCCUGCAUCAAGGCUUCGUGGAAGCCGCUAGUAAGUCCUAUAUGCUAUGCAAAUAUGGCAACUUCUCACAGGAGUUCCAGAAAUCGAGAACGAUCGCCUGCGGCACAUACGUUUACACGAGCGAGUUAACGACUUACCGGACCCGAACUACGCUACACUCAAAUAUUUUUUGGGGCACUUGCACAAGUGUGUCCACCCUUGUCGUCAUUUAUCUCCACUGAUAAAGCAAUUGGCCCCGUGCUACAGGAUCGCGGAGUACGAGGCAGAUAAUUCCAUGUCCAUCCAAAAUCUUGCCAUCGUUUUCGGACAGACUCUCUUUGGUCAAAUGAUACCCGGUAACGGGAGUUUUUCGGGUCAUGGAAACGGGGGCAUGGCGGAUGCUCCUUUUCAGAACAAGGCGAUCGAAACAAUUUUAGACCACUACUCCGACAUCUUCGUUGAUGAAGCUGAAGUGGGUGCUUAGGCUCUGCCCCUCUUCGGGCAGACAACUUGCCGUGGAUUCUCCUUUCCCUCUCGCGAUACCCGUUUACUGCCGCAGGUCAG